CAGGGGGGUCCGGCCAUGGAGGGGGGCGCCAGCCAGGGGGGCCCGGCGGAGGCCGCCGCCCCCAACCCCUUCGUCCACGAGCUGCGCCUGAGCCGCCUGCAGAAAGUCAAGUUCUACGUGCUGGGGGCGGUGCUGGCCCCGAUCCGUGUCGCACUGGCCUUUGUCGUUCUGUUCCUCAUUUGGCCCUUCGCCCUCCUCCAGGUGGUGGGGCUCCCAGAGGAGACGCUGCAGGAACCCUUCUCUGGAUGGAGAAACACUGUUUCCCAUGGUUCUGUAUACCUGCUGAGUCGCCUGAUGUUCUUCUUACUGGGGUUCAUGCGGAUACGGGUGCGGGGUCAAAUGGCGUCGCGGCUUGAGGCGCCUAUCCUGGUGGCUGCUCCGCACUCGACUUUCUUUGACCCCAUCAUUCUGCUGCCCUGUGACCUUCCCAAGGUGGUCUCUCGCACGGAGAACCUCCACGUGCCAGUCAUCGGAGCCCUGCUGAGGUUCAACCAGGCCAUCCUGGUCUCCCGACACGACCCAGCCUCUCGCAAAAAGGUGGUGGAGGAAGUGAAAAGACGAGCGACUUCCCAGGGGAAAUGGCCACAGGUCCUGUUUUUCCCAGAGGGAACCUGCUCAAACAAGAAGGCCUUACUGAAGUUCAAACCAGGUGCCUUUAUAUCUGGCGUCCCCAUCCAGCCGGUCCUGAUCAGAUAUCCCAACAGUGUGGAUUCAACCACUUGGGCAUGGAGAGGACCUGGGGUAUUAAAGGUCAUCUGGCUAACAGCGUCCCAGCUCUGCACUACUGUGGAAGUGGAGUUCCUCCCAGUUUAUCAACCCAGCGCUGAAGAGGCGGUGAACCCUACACUAUACGCUAACAACGUCCAGAAAGUCAUGGCCCGGGCCUUGGGGAUUCCCGCCACGGAUUGUGAGUUUGUGGGCAACCUUCCAGUCACCGUCGUGGGACGCCUGAGGGUGGCGCUGGAGCCACGCAUCUGGGAACUGGGCAAGGUGCUUCGCAAGGCCAGGUGCCUGCCAGGGGGAGUCAAGUGCCAGCUGGAGCCCUGUCCUGUUCCAGCAUCGGGGCAGCUAGGGCCGACAGAGCUGGCUCGUUGUUUGGGGCUGGCCUGCCCCGAGAAUGUGGAGGGGCUCUUGAACUACUUCCAACAGGACUCUGAUGGGAAGACAGACGCCCGGGAAGUAUCCUUGGCCUUGGAAAUGUUAGAAGGAGAGUGCAACCCCCAGCGACUGACAUGCCGUGCCUUUGAGCUGUUCUCAGAGACGCACACUGAGACGGAGGACCGCCAACUGCACCAGGAUGGGUUCUGCGCCAUUUUGCGUCUAUUGCUGGGCACGCCCAGAGUGGACGGGGCGGAACUCUAUAGCCGGCUCUGCGGGGACCACAGCCAGGACGGACUCACCCUUGAUGAGUUCCAGGAUUUCUCUCUCCGUCACCCUGACUAUGCCCGCCUGUUCAGCACGUAUUUACGCCUCCCUGCGGCCUGCACUCCGACCAAGCCUGGCCCCCCACCCGCCUACGCUAAUGGCACCCCUGCAGCAGCCUCUCCCAAAAGCAAGGCAGACUGAAAAACCCGCCCAAACCUCUUUAGCCAUGUGUAUACAAGACAAAGACAAAAACCCCACACACAGCCAUGCCACACCCUUGGCCACGCAGACCCCUCCCCCACUCGCUUGCUAGCUCCGUGCCGCCAUGGUGGUUGGGCAGGGGGAGGGGGCGGAGACACCGCCAUCUCAGGGCAACCGUAACCGGGGAACCACAGCCGCAAAUUCUUUGGGGAUUGGGGCUUCUCUCCGUUUAUUUUAAAAGGUUUUUUUUUUAUUUUUGUUAUGUUUAAUUAUAUCAUUUUAUUUUAUUUCACGUUCGUUUGUUGAUGUCCUUUUUUUUUCCUGUUUUCAUGAGGGGAAAGGAAGGAUGGAAGGAUGAUGAUCUUGUUGCUUUUUGUUCCGUUUUCUGUUUUGUAAAAUAUAAAGAAGUGCUAUUUUAUAUAUAAAAUAAAUAUCUAUAUCUCUAUAAUAAAA
Heteronotia binoei (common prickly gecko) is the source of this 2019-nucleotide messenger RNA. RefSeq names its product lysophosphatidylcholine acyltransferase 4 (gene LPCAT4). Gene Ontology annotation, biological process: phosphatidylcholine acyl-chain remodeling. Gene Ontology annotation, cellular component: endoplasmic reticulum. The coding region runs from base 16 to 1566 and encodes 516 amino acids. NCBI's taxonomy places the organism in Eukaryota, Metazoa, Chordata, Lepidosauria, Squamata, Gekkonidae. Gene Ontology annotation, molecular function: 1-acylglycerophosphocholine O-acyltransferase activity. The transcript is spliced from 14 exons. The record is from RefSeq and is a predicted model, not a curated record.